This is a messenger RNA of Vitis riparia (riverbank grape), 489 nucleotides long. Its product is annotated as cyclin-D4-2-like. Gene Ontology annotation, molecular function: cyclin-dependent protein serine/threonine kinase regulator activity. Gene Ontology annotation, biological process: regulation of cyclin-dependent protein serine/threonine kinase activity; mitotic cell cycle phase transition. Lineage: Eukaryota; Viridiplantae; Streptophyta; Magnoliopsida; Vitales; Vitaceae. Gene Ontology annotation, cellular component: cyclin-dependent protein kinase holoenzyme complex; nucleus; cytoplasm. The record is from RefSeq and is a predicted model, not a curated record. The transcript is spliced from 3 exons. The coding region runs from base 1 to 489 and encodes 162 amino acids.
AUGCGUGAGCUAUAUUUUGUAUUCAUUAAUUUUGCACUAAUCCCGUUUCUUGAUAGCGCAUUGUGGCUCGUGGCUGAGGGAGUCUAUGAAGAGGUUGUAACUCCUGAAGCUUUACCGGAAUGUUUUGGAGAGCGCUUUAGCCCAAAACGACCAUCUCCUGUAGUGGCAUCAUUAGUAGUGCAGGAGUUGUCUAAGCCGCCGCCGGAGAAAUGCCUCCGUAAUCACUGGAACGUUACCGUUCUUCCAGAAGGUGUCCGAGCUCGCCAAGAUGCUGUCAACUGGAUGCUGAAGGUGCAUUCUCACUACAAUUUCAGACCCGAAACGACUUAUCUAUCAGAGACCUAUCUGGAUCGCUUCCUCUGCACCUAUGGUCUUCCUGGGAAGGAAUGGUCCUUGCAACUGCUAUCAGUGGCACACAUAGCCGUAGCUGCAAAAAUGAAGGAAAGGAGUGUUCCACUUCUAUUAGACUUACAGGCAGAAAUGGAAUAA